AUGUGCGGAAAGGACAGCGGUGUCGAGGAGCGGAAGCUUCAGCAUCCGCACCGUGUACAGCAGUUCACCGCAGGGGUUGCGCUUUCUGAUAUUGCAACCGCAGGUGUAGUAGGUUUCACCGCCGCCAUUCCCAUUUCCAUUGUGGACUACAGUAUCAUGGCUCGCGUUGCCGGCGUGACGAACAGCAGUGGACGUGUGUUAUGGGAGGGCAUGAGAACACUGUUCCUGCGUCCACACCGCUUUUUCAUUCCGUGUGCAGAGAACAAAUGCGCUCCAGUGUUUGGUGCGUGUUUUACGGUAUACAGCCUUACAUUCUGCACUUCUAACCUUACGAAGAGCUAUUGUGAAGCAAAAGGUUACACACCUGAGCGGUCCAAUUUAAUCACGGGUUUAGCCGGCGGCGCCACCAACACACUCAUGACCAUGUGGAAAGAUAGCCUUAUCCUUCGCAUCCUGCCCCCAGUAGGGGGUGCAUCUGCGGGUUCAGGGCGGCCUAAACCAGUGCCGUGGUUGACACGUGGCCUUUUUGUUGGCCGUGAUGUCUUCACAUGUUUAGCCGCUUUCACCAUCACACCCAUGGUGGCAACGUGGUUGACAAAUUACUUCUGGAAUGCCAAAGAAAAUGCCAAACUCACUCAGCCGCGGCCGCUGGAGGGGAAGACGCAUAUUCCGCUUGCGACCGUCGACCUCGCGCAGCUCAUAACGCCCACAGCACUGCAGACAGUUACAACAUUUAUGCACAUUUUUGCCAUUCGUUACCGCCAGACGUAUCCCAACUUCACAUUUGGUGAUCUUUCAACGAGCUUGCGGGAAACGUACCUCUCUUCGUUGAUUCUGCGCAUUGUGCGUAUUCUUCCGGCGUUUGGUGUUGGCGGCAUUCUCAACCGCGAACUUCGUUCUGAUCUUCAGGACCGUGUGGAAGGUCCGGCAUACCACUAA
Trypanosoma brucei brucei TREU927 is the source of this 939-nucleotide messenger RNA. RefSeq lists its product as hypothetical. The transcript has a single exon. Gene Ontology annotation, cellular component: mitochondrion. The record is from RefSeq and is a predicted model, not a curated record. The coding region runs from base 1 to 939 and encodes 312 amino acids. Lineage: Eukaryota; Euglenozoa; Kinetoplastea; Trypanosomatida; Trypanosomatidae.